AUGUCCGAGAAGACCUUCAAGCAGGGCCGCAGCUUUGAACAAAGAGUGGAAGAUGUCCGGCCCAUACGGGAGCAGCACCGCACGAAGAUCCCAGUGAUGAUAGAGCGAUCCAAGGGUGAGAAGCAACUGCCUGUCCUGGACAAAACCAAGUUCCUUGUACCUGAUCAUGUGAACAUGAGCGAGCUCAUCAAGAUAAUUAGAAGGCGCUUACAGUUUACCGCCAAUCAAGCUUUCUUCCUCCUGGUGAACGGGCACAGCACGGUGAGUGUGUCCACACCCAUUUCUGAAGUGUACGAGAGUGAGAAGGUUGAAGACGGCUUUCUGUACAAGGUGUAUGCCUCCCAGGAGACAUCUGGAACAGCACUGGCUGUGUAAGACUAAAACAAUGCCUAAUGUUUGUUAAGCCCUUAUCAAGGAAAAAAAGGGACGUUACCAGCGGAUGCUGGUCAGCUCACACUCACAGAUCAGAACGUAGGCGCCCACCUAGGGUGUUAGGAACUGUUUGUCAGCCAGAAACUGAGCUCCAUGCAAGUGCAUUCAGCUUGGAAACUCAUCUAAACUAGGCUCUCUUGUGUUCAAACUUUAGAAGUUUAAAAAUAAAAUACUUUGCACCCUAAUA
This is a messenger RNA of Peromyscus eremicus (cactus mouse), 619 nucleotides long. Its product is annotated as microtubule-associated proteins 1A/1B light chain 3B-like. Gene Ontology annotation, biological process: macroautophagy; autophagy of mitochondrion; cellular response to nitrogen starvation. The transcript has a single exon. Gene Ontology annotation, cellular component: autophagosome membrane; cytosol; autophagosome. NCBI's taxonomy places the organism in Eukaryota, Metazoa, Chordata, Mammalia, Rodentia, Cricetidae. The coding region runs from base 1 to 375 and encodes 124 amino acids. The record is from RefSeq and is a predicted model, not a curated record. Gene Ontology annotation, molecular function: ubiquitin protein ligase binding.